Molecule: messenger RNA, 2913 nt
Organism: Tetrapisispora phaffii CBS 4417
Lineage: Eukaryota; Fungi; Ascomycota; Saccharomycetes; Saccharomycetales; Saccharomycetaceae
Exons: 1
Coding region: 1-2913 (970 amino acids)
Biological process (GO): intracellular protein transport; COPII-coated vesicle cargo loading; endoplasmic reticulum to Golgi vesicle-mediated transport
Cellular component (GO): COPII vesicle coat; endoplasmic reticulum exit site
Molecular function (GO): zinc ion binding; SNARE binding
Source: RefSeq, a predicted model, not a curated record
AUGUCUCAUAAGAAGCGUGUCUAUCCGUCCAUGGUGGGCUAUUCUCAGGAUAGCAAUUAUAUUCAGCAAGGUACUCAAAACUUCUUGGGUGGUGAUGUAGGUAAUAUUAAUGCUAAUAUUCAAGGUCAAAUGGGUUUCCCAAAUGAUCCCAAUGCACAAAUUUAUGAUCAACAACUAGGUCAAGACCAUCAUAUCCAACAACAAGGUCAACAGCAGUACAUGCAACAAGGUUUUGACCCAUCGCAAGGUCAACAAGGGCAACUACAAGGGCAAUCUAUGCAACCUCUACAGGGACAACAAGGACAACCUCAACAAGCUAGGGUUUUCACUCCAGCUCAACAACAGUUGAAUUAUCAAAUCGACCAAGCUGCCACUGUAAUGAGCAAUAUGCAAUUGCAUAAUGUACCAACUAGCGACCCAAGUAUGGCAUAUCAACAACAACAGCAACAACAACAAAUGGGUGGCGGCGCUGGAGCUGGUGCUGUUGCAGGCGGUUUGCCACAACAAAGCAACUACGGACAAAAUCAAAAUCAACAAUUGAAUUAUUCAAAAACUAAUAAACCAAUGAACCAAUUGUAUCCAAUCGACUUGUUAGUCGACUUGCCUCCUCCAAUUACCGAUUUGUCCUUACCGCCACCUCCAUUAAUGGUUCCUGCGGACAAAAUGUUGGUCCCAUCCGAGACAGCUAAUACCCCUCCAGCUUAUGUUAGAUCCACUCUAAAUGCAAUUCCAAAGAAUAGUUCUCUAUUGAAAAAAUCUAAAUUACCAUUAGCUUUAGUCAUUAGACCUUAUCAAUUCUUAAAUGACGACACCGAGGCUCCUCCAUUAAAUGAAGAUGGUUUGAUUGUUCGUUGUAGACGUUGCAGAUCAUACAUGAAUCCAUUCGUCACUUUCACCGAUCAAAACAGAAAAUGGAGAUGUAACUUUUGUCGUUUGGCUAAUGAUGUGCCAAUGUUAUUCGAUCAAACUAUGGGUGGCGGUGCUCCAUCUAAUAGAUAUGAAAGAAAUGAAGUUAAACAUGCUGUCAUGGAAUACAUAGCUCCAAAGGAAUACGCUUUGAGGCAGCCACCACCAGCUGUUUACUCUUUCAUCUUAGAUGUUUCACAAAACGCAAUUAAGAACGGUUUAUUGGCUACUGCAACUAGAACUAUUCUAGAAACUUUGGAUAGCAUUCCAAAUCGUGAUGAAAGAACAAGAAUUUCCAUUGUAUGUGUCGAUAAUUCUAUUCAUUAUUUCUCAAUUCCUGCUGAUGAAGUUUCUGAUCAAAUUAAGAUGAUGGACAUUGGUGACUUAGAAGAAGCUUUCUUACCAAAACCAACCUCAAUGUUAAUUCCUCUAAUAGACCGUAGAAAUAAUAUUGAAAAACUAUUAAAUAUGAUUCCAGAGAUUUUCAAAUUCAAUGUAAUGAACAAAUUUGCAUUGGGUCCAAGUUUAAAAUCGGUAUUUAAUUUAAUUUCAGGUAUUGGUGGUAAGAUCAUUGUUAUUUCAUCUACCUUACCAAACAUCGGUGUAGGUAAGUUAUCUAAAAGAAAUGAAGCCGGUGUUGUCAAUACCAACAAAGAAUCUUCUCAAUUGCUAUCCUGUCAGGAUGCUUUCUACAAAACAUUUGCUAUUGACUGUUCUAAAUCACAAGUCACUGUAGAUUUGUUUUUGGCUUCUGAAGAAUAUAUGGACGUUGCUACAUUAACAAACUUAACUCGUUUCACUUCUGGUCAAACACAUUUUUACCCAGGUUUCUCUGCUGCUCAUAUGGCUGAUGUUACUAAAUUCACAAAAGAAUUUUCUAAGCACUUAUCCAUGGACUUAUCAAUGGAAACUGUCAUGAGAGCUCGUGGUAGUACCGGUCUAAGAAUGACUUCAUUUUAUGGUCAUUUCUUCAACAGAUCCUCAGAUUUAUGUUCAUUUUCUACAAUGCCAAGAGAUCAAUCAUAUGUUUAUGAAUUUAAUGUUGAUGAACCAAUUACUACAGAAUACUGUUUUGUUCAAGUAGCUGUGUUAUUAUCAGCUAAUACUGGCCAACGUAGAAUCAGGGUUAUUACAUUAGCCUUACCAACUACUGACUCCUUAUUAGAAGUCUAUGCUUCUGCCGAUCAACUGGCAAUGACCAACUACUUUGCCGACAAAGCAGUCGAGAAAGCUUUGAAUUCAAGUUUGGAAGAUGCUAGAUUAUUCUUGAGCAAGUCAGUUCAAGAAAUUUUGGCCGUUUACAAAAAGGAUAUGGUAGUAUCAAAUACUGCAGGUGGUGCUCCAUUAAGAUUAUGUGCAAACUUGAGAAUGUUCCCAUUACUAAUGCAUUCUUUAAGUAAACAUAUGGCAUUUAGACAAGGUAUUGUUCCAAGUGAUCACAGAGCUAUCGCAUUAAACAACAUUGAAUCUAUGCCAUUGAAAUACUUGAUAAAAAAUAUAUAUGCCAGAGUAUAUUCGUUACAUGAUAUGGUUGAUGAAGCUGGUUUACCAGAUGAAAACGGACAAAUAGUCUUACCACAACCAAUUAACGCCAGUGCUACCAUAUUUGAGAGAUAUGGUUUGUACAUCAUUGAUAACGGUAAUGAGCUAUUCUUGUGGAUUGGUGGUGAUGCCGUUCCUGAAUUAGUUGCAGAUGUAUUUGGUAUUAAUGACAUUAUUCAAGUUCCUAUUGGUAAGCAAGAGUUACCAGUCCUUGAAAACUCUGAAUUUAAUGAAAGAGUUAGAAACAUUAUUGCGAAGAUCAGAGAACAUGAUGACAUUGUUACAUACCAAACUCUUUACAUUGUUAGAGGUGCUUCUUUAAGCGAACCGGUCAAUCACGCCUCCGCCAGAGAAGUGGCUACAUUAAGAUUAUGGGCUACAAGUGCUUUAGUUGAAGAUAAAGUCUUAAACAGUGAAAGUUACCGUGAAUUUUUGCAAAACAUGAAAUCAAGAAUUAGUAAAUAA